Molecule: messenger RNA, 3545 nt
Organism: Leucoraja erinaceus (little skate)
Lineage: Eukaryota; Metazoa; Chordata; Chondrichthyes; Rajiformes; Rajidae
Gene: crsp7
Product: cofactor required for Sp1 transcriptional activation, subunit 7
Exons: 4
Coding region: 480-2336 (618 amino acids)
Biological process (GO): regulation of transcription by RNA polymerase II; positive regulation of gene expression
Cellular component (GO): mediator complex; core mediator complex; nucleus
Molecular function (GO): transcription coregulator activity
Source: RefSeq, a predicted model, not a curated record
UCGCUCUGCUCAGGUCGGGUCGGGCUGGCUCUGCUCGGUUGUGUGGUGCAGAUUCGCUUCGAGCAGAGUGUCACACAGCCGGAGAAAGAGAGGCGCAUACUGGACACACGGAGUCACCCGGCUGUGUCGCGACGGAAUAUGACGGUUCCGACCGGCCUUGCUGCAGCCGUCUCUCUUCGCAGCUACUUCCUCAGACUCUGCGCCUCUUGUUAGCGGGCCUCCCUCCCCCCAUCUCCCCAUCCCUUUCCUUUCCCUCUUUCCCCCACCUACUCCUCCCCCCAUCCCCUCCACCGCCACGCCGCCGCCGUCACACCGCCGCCAAAUGACACCCACCCCGCAGCAGAUCAAGGACCAGCUGCUCCAGGCCAUAGACAAGGAUGCCAAUAGCAUAGAGAAGACAUCCCAAUCAAAGUUUGCCAACAUGGCCAGCUGAUCCCUUUUAAUAGCUGUGCAUCUAAGGAGUUCUUAAGAUCCGUAACAUGGUGGCGGUGCUGGAUGUGAUCUCCAGUUUGGAGAAGUAUCCCAUUACCAAAGAGGCCCUCGAGGAAACGAGGUUGGGGAAACUCAUCAAUGAUGUACGGAAGAAAACCAAGAAUGAGGAGCUUGCAAAGCGUGCCAAGAAACUGCUAAGGAGCUGGCAAAAGUUGCUGGUUGAGCCUGUUGGGCAGGUCGAGUCUGUGCCCAGAGCACUGUCCAACUCCCCUGGUUCAGCUAAUGGGGGAGCUCAUGCUUACAAGCAUGACUUGUCAUCUCUGGCCACAAGCACUUCAGCCGGGGGAGCCAAGCCUGUCCCGGAUCUGAAAAAUAAGAAUGAUGUGCACAACUCCUACUCUCUCUUUGGUGACAAGCAGGGUAUUCGGAAACGGAAAGGGGAUGGCAUGAAAGGGCCACCAUCCAAAGUCCCAAAGCCUAAUAACGAACAGCUGCAGAACUCUACACCACCGCCAUCCAAUGGAAUUCGCAGCAGUCCAGAAAACUACCCAAGUCCUCCCGAUAUGGCACCUUCAAACACCCAAGCUGUUCCAGACAAAUGCAGGUCAGACCCUCAGGCACCUUAUGAAAAUGACAAGCAUAGCAAGAUACCAGUCAAUGCUGUGAAACCACAUACCAGUUCUCCAGGUCUUGUAAGAAACCCUAGCACUUCCACGUUGCUUAAGACUGCUAUUCUGCAGCAGCAUGGAAAAACCGAUGAUCCUGUGGGCCGUUAUCGACCCAGUAGCCCACGUUGUCAAUCAUUUAGCCCAAGGACUCAUAAACAGGAAGUGCCGAGCAAACCUUCUACGACAUAUGCACCCAAGGGCUCUAUAGCUAGCCCUUCUCAGAGCUUUACAGGUACGUCAGCUCAAGCAGGUACUGAUUCUGACAGGACAGUAUCCCAACUAUCCAAGAAAAAUGUUCAGAUGUCAUCUCCUGUAUUGCAGACAGCUACAACACCACCUCUGCCACCUCAGCUAAUAAGCUUACACCUACCAGAGUCGGAAAGGCUAUUAGAUCGGCUCGUAGACACACCUCGUUUGGAAACCCUUGGUGAAAACCAACUGCAACAUCAUUCUUCACCACAACAGCAGCAGGACUCGAUGUACCCCUCGCAGAGCCCCAAUUCAUCAACUUCACAUCGCGGAGAAUCCUUGCAGAAUUUUGACUUGGAUGCUAAUAUGGAAGACCUGACCCCCAGUGAAUGUGCCUCUUUUGGUCACGAUAAAAGGUCAUCCAAGAAAAAAUACAGGUCCAGAGACUAUCAGGUGAACUUAGACGGACAAUUUAUCGAUGAAAGUGUAAAACCUGUACGGUUGAAAGAGCGUAGAAUUACAUUUGACCCUGCCACUGGACAGAUCAAACCUUUAACACAGAAGGAAUCAUCUCAGGCUGAAAGCUCUGUUCCAACUGAACCCCAUCGAACCACCGAAGUGGUCCAAGAACAGAGAGUGAAUUUGCAAAGUACUUUAGAUCAAACAAACUGGAAGGAAUUAUCAAAAAAUGAAAUUAUUCAGUCUUACUUAUCGAGACAGAGCUGCCUUCUUUCAUCCUCAGGAGUGCAGCCUCCAGGAGGUCACAUUGUUGAAUUUCUACAGCAUGAAAGCCACAGGUAUAGCACUAGCACAGUGACCCGCGAGGUCCACGUAUUGGUACCUGCAGACUCUCCCUCAGAACUUCCUGGGGUCAGUAGAGAGAUCAAAGACUCGGACAUUCACCGAAUACACGAGCAACACUGGGCAGGUGUGAACGGUUGCUGGGACAACCAGGGCAAAUGGUAUGAUUGGACGCAGGGCAUAUCUUUGGACCCUCAUGGUGAUCAGGGACAACUGCACAUUCUACCAUAUGUCAGUCUGGACUGAGCAUUAGCGCCCAUUUGGCUUGCUUUAAGGUUUAAGGUCAUCUGGUGACAAACAAGUGGUUCCUACUUACUGGAAAUGAGCAAAUGUAUCAGGGUUGCAAGAUAAGGUUCUGAAGGUUCUAAUUCUCAGCCCAUCUCUGUAAGACACGCUGCCCCGUCCAACCCCAGUACCCUCUCUUCUGCAGUUUGCUGCUAUCAGUGUUUUAACCAAAAUUGCAAAGGAGGGAAAAUAGCACAGGAGGAGUGUGAGAAAGAAAAAGGAAAGAAUGGUUAGUUCUGAUGAAAACACAACUUCCCUUUGGGAUGAGGACAGGUUUUAAUGAGAGGUCAACAUGCUCAGUGAGGAACGGUUUGUCUGUGGGAGAAAGUUGAGGUUUGAUAAUGUUCCAGCACUUUACAGUUGGCUGGAUGUGGUCUGGGGGAGUUACAGGAGCUUUAUGUGACAUCAAAACUAAAUGAAUAAUGUUACCUUAAAAAGUAUGCAUCUAUUUAUUUUAUUUCUCUUUUUAAAAACAAAACACUUUAAUUUGGCAGUGAGACAAACGUGCAAAAACAGCAGAUUUCUCUUAUUUGCAUCACUUUUUUUGAACGUAAUUUUUUUAACGUGAAAAAUCAUGUUAGACUGUGAAUGUUUGCACAGUACCACGUCAUACCAAACAUUCCAUAGGUCUUCACAUGCUAGUAGUAGCUAUCAUCUUCUGUUUAAACAGGGAUACAAUCGGUCUUCAUAAUUUAGGUUCAAAAUGUUUGAAAUCUAUUUUACAAUGUCAAAUAUGAGGGUUUUUUAUUCUUGCCAUCUUACUAAAUUCAAACAUCAACUACUAUAUAAUUUUGUUUUCUGCUUUGCUCUCCUCUUGUUUGGUCUCUACAAACAUCCUGACUUCCCCAAAUUUCAAAGAGGAAAAAAAAAGAGGGUGCUACUAGUUUGCAACUUUGUACUGUGACAAGUUGAUUUAAAAAAAGAAUCAAAACAUUUCAAAAGGAAUCUGUUUGUAUGCUGGAGAUAUACUUGUUACCAUUCCUUUAGAUAUUGUUUGCCUUAUGGAAUUCAUCAUACCACAACUGCAAAACAAGAAGCCUUAGUGAAUGUACAGAAAUUAGACUUCUGUGUUCUGCACAAUACAGAAGGAAUGACUUUGCUAUUUGGUCCUUUUAAGUGGACACGUUGUGAUAUAAAUGUGGAAACAAUUAAAAAAAAUUUGCACAGAAA